This is a messenger RNA of Plasmodium adleri (nom. inval.), 1002 nucleotides long. RefSeq names its product rifin PIR protein, putative. The coding region runs from base 1 to 1002 and encodes 333 amino acids. Lineage: Eukaryota; Apicomplexa; Aconoidasida; Haemosporida; Plasmodiidae. The transcript has 2 exons. The record is from RefSeq and is a predicted model, not a curated record.
AUGAAUAUCUAUUACAUUAGUGUGUUAUUAUUUCCCAUUAUAUUAAAUAUAUUAGUAAAUAAUCUAUGGAACAUUAAUGUCACCACAACAAAACCAACCACUAGGUUAUUGUGCGAUUGCGACAUAUAUACGUCAAUAUAUGAUAAUGACCCGGAAAUGCAAAAGUUGAGGGAAAAUUUCGAACGUCACACCUCUCAGCGAUUCAAAGAAUACGAGGAAAGGAUGCAUGAUAAACGUAUGAAGUGUAAAGAACAGUGCGAUAAAGAAAUACAGCAAAUUAUAUUAAAAGAUAAAAUCGAAAAAGAAUUAAAGGACAAAUUAAGUGUGUUGGAAACAGAUAUAGAUAUUGACUCUAUCCCGACCUGUGUGUGCGAGAAAUCAGUAGCAUAUAAAACAGAGAAAUUUUGUCUCAAUUGUGGGAAAAAUAUGGGAGCCAUUGCCCCCUGUUGGGGUCUGGUCUGUGGUGUAGGGUAUGCGGGAUGGUUACAGUAUGCAUCAGCAACGGUACUUCAAGAGAGUAUUAAAAAAGGUAUAGAGAUGGGUUUAACUAAAAUCACAGAAAUAGCAUCAAAUCUUUGGCAAAUUGAAGCGUCUAAGAUACCUACAGUUGAUACACUAACAAAGAUGAUUGCAGGAAAGAUUACUGACGACGUAUCCUUUUCUGGUAUAUUUCAAACUUUAAAUAGUGCUAUUGCCGGCAAAUUGGAUACGGACAAAUAUGCUUACUUUUCCUUUAACAUACAAUCUAUGGCAACACCUGCUAAACUUAAAUCAUUUAAGAUAGAAACACAAUUAGUUGCAAAAGCUGUUUCUGAUGCUAAAGAUGUUGCACUUACUAAUACAGGAAAUGUAACUAGUGCUUUAACAACUACUAUUAUUGCUUCCGUUGUUGUAAUAGUAGUUAUAGUUUUGGUAAUGGUAAUUAUUUAUUUGAUUUUACGUUAUCGUAGUAAAAAAAAAAUGAAGAAAAAACUCGAAUAUAUGAAAUUAUUAAAGGAAUAA